AUGCUCAAUCGACUUCUCCGGCCGCAGGCGCCGCUGCGUGCAGCCUCCUCCCUUCUCCAAAAACCCGUUUCCGCCGCUCUCCCACGCUUUCAAUUCCGAGGAGUACAUCAUAUGCCCCAAUUAAUACACGGCUCAAACUUCAAGGAAAAUGGCAUUUCGGAGUUUCUAUCGCCAGAGGCGUUUGACUUUGCCUGGACACAAUAUCAGUCUCUCAUGCUCGAUAAACUCAACUUGUUGACACAGGACACCGUGGAUGCCGACCUGAAGCCCGCAGACUUGCUGGUCAAGUACUCCCGUCGCGCGGAGAUGGCAUCCGUGUUCAACCACGCUUCUAUGGCCCACAACAACCACUUCUUCUUCAACUGCCUGUCCCCCGUCCAGACCGAGAUCCCCGAUAACUUAGCCAAGACCAUUAUCGACACCUGCUCCUCCGUCGAAUCCCUCAAGCUCGACUUCCUCGCUACCGCCAACGCGAUGUUCGGUCCUGGGUUUGUUUGGCUAGCCAAGAACCUCGAUAGGAAGGGAAUGAUCCAAAUUAUCUGCACUUACAAUGCCGGCUCGCCGUACCCGGCUGCACACGCCCGCCGACAGUCCGUCGAUAUGGCCACAAACGCCUCCCUGGGCAACCAAUACGCGGGCUCGAUGGGCUCCCUCUCUGCAAACACUAAGGAACUGGCUCCUGGAGCUCUCGACCUUGAGCCGAUUCUCUGUGUCAACACGUGGGAGCAUGUCUGGAUGAUGGAUUACGGUGUCGGCGGCAAGGCUGAGUACCUGGAGCGGUGGUGGAACCGGAUCAACUGGGAGGUUGUGCUUGAGAACUACAAUGCGGCUUCCACGUUGCGGGGAAACCGGACUGCCGGUGACUGGCGCAGAACCAUUUAA
Molecule: messenger RNA, 882 nt
Organism: Aspergillus calidoustus
Lineage: Eukaryota; Fungi; Ascomycota; Eurotiomycetes; Eurotiales; Aspergillaceae
Source: the annotation of a GenBank genome assembly